Molecule: messenger RNA, 3154 nt
Organism: Daphnia magna
Lineage: Eukaryota; Metazoa; Arthropoda; Branchiopoda; Diplostraca; Daphniidae
Exons: 5
Coding region: 389-3154 (921 amino acids)
Source: RefSeq, a predicted model, not a curated record
CUAUCGCUAAACACAAAAUUAAUUCCAUUUUUUCCCUAAAAGCAUUGACAAAAGCAAAAUUUGCAUACGGGUGAAAACCCUUCCUUUCUAAAAUUCCUACAUCUUGCUGAUUCAACGACUCGAUCUCAAGCUCCUAUGACAUCUCCACACUUUGGCUUCAAGGUUAGAAAAACCAGACUGCCAUCUGCCAGUGACGUUUCAACGGCAGUCGGGAGCAAAAGCUUCGUCUGAACGCAACCAUUUUUCAUGAUUGCAAAACAAACAUGUAGUGGUUGGAGCACAAAGCUUAACGCAACCCAUUUUUAAGUACUGAAAUUCAACAUUUUAAAUCUCAGUGCACUUGGAUACCAAUUUCAAAAAUAAAAUCACUCACUUGUUUCCAACGAAGAUGGACGAGAAAAAUUCAACUGAGAGUUCCAAUAUCCCAACAUCCAAGUCACUUAACAACAGCAAUGACGUCAUUGAGAAAAUCAGAAGUUGGAUUCAGUCGGAAGUCAAAUCCAAAUUCCACGAAGAUGCUGUCAAAUACAUCAAGUCGGUAGUGGUACGAGAUCUUUCAUCUUUGGAAAAUACUCUAGUAGAGAGACUAUACGUUAAAGUCGUACUGGAAAUGUGGCUGAAAAACAGUUUACGAAAGACUGUCGAUUACCUCAAUGAUGAAACGAUCGACAUCAGUGUCAAAAUGCCCAUUUUAUUGAAAGAAUUAAAUUCCAUCAAUUCAUUUGAAGAUAUUGGCCUCAAAUUGAACGAAACGACAUGCCAGUUGACAAACCUAUGCGACACAGGAUGUCAAUAUUUACAACUGAUACUCAAUCAGGUGGAUCUUUUCAAAAAGACUCCUCGUUUCUCGGUUCUUGUAGCCAGUUAUUUCAAGGAAUUCAUAGCGUCUUGCGUUGAAAAAGUCUUUUCCAGGUGUCUGGAUGACGUUGGUAAAGAUCAAACUAAUGGCAAGAGAAAUCGGGAACUCAUUGCCGCACUAAAUGCGCUCUUACAAGACGCCAGUGAAGACGUAGAAAUUCAAAAUGUUUUGGAAAAGUUCACGGGAAAGGACGUCAAGGACUUUGAUGACGCAAACGGGAAAGACUUGAUCAACCAACUGGUGGAGAUCUUUGCAAGCUGCAGUGCAAGUAAAAACGAAUCAUCAGAAUGGUUAGAUCAACUAAACUCAGAAAAAGAAUGGACACCGAAAUUGCAAGUUUUGGUCAAAGAGACGUGCAAGGCAUUCCUGUUUCCUAAGACGACGAUCAAAGUCAAAGACGAAUAUGGAAGAAAAAUCAUUUUCAUCAAAGGCGUCUCUGUGUUUGUCAGCAAAAUGAUCGAAGAAAUGAAGCGAUUAAAAGAAAAAUAUCCAGAGCUGCAAGAAAUCCAGAUUGUUGGGCUAUCAUCCGUUCACGUCGAUUGCCACCUAGAGAACGAAACCUGGCACGGAACGAACGUGGGAAUCGUUACGGAUAAGAUCGUUGUGGAUUACGAAGUUUGCCGGAAAGGCCAGCAAAAUAACGCCCAAGCAAAAGAAGAAACUACCAUGAGGAAUGCGACCAGUGAUGUUGCGAACAACUUCUCCGUCUGUUGGGAUGUCUCUGGCGUAAACGGUGAACCUGGUCAACCGGGUAAGAGUGGUGGUAACGUUAACAUAAUUUGUAACGAGAUAAUCGACGCCGAACGAUGGAAGAUUAUAUCAGAUGGAGGCAAAGGAGGUGACGGACAGAACGGAAGUAAUGGGGAAAGCAAAUCGGACGGAAGGCCUCGCAAGUGGUCCAAAGAAUGUUUCAAAAAAGUUUUCCCUUCCAUGUCGACAUUCAAUAAAGGAGAACCAACAACUGACAUAGCUCCAGAAGAUACAGUAAAGAUGGUUCUAACGAACCUAAUGGACCGGUUGCCAGUUGAAAAUCGAACAUAUGGCAAAGAUAUCAAACCAGACUACCGAGGUACUUUUUUCAUCGAAGGCACUGCGAAAGAUGGCAGUAAGAUCAGCUUGUCGUUCUAUCAGUCCAACACAAAACGACACACACUCAUCUUCUGCCAAGGAAGCAACAUCGGACAAGGUGGAUACGGAGGCACCAUCACUUUUGAAUUUAUCACCGGAAAAGACUCGUUUGCAAUAGAAUCGAGGGUUCCAGUCGUCGGUAAGGACGAUCGUCGACCAAGGGCUGUGCGAAUGGGUGUCUACGAGGCAAUGGGCUAUGAUGGCGAAAUGGGAACACCUGUAGGUGACGUUGCGUUCAUCCACAGCCUCGACACUAACAAGGCAUCAGCAAACGAGAAUCUGACAGGUCAUUACAUCGGCUUCGAAAAUAAUGUUAGCCUUCGGAUGGAACGCAACCCUAAGAAACCUACAAGGCAGCAAAACGAUCAUGAGAAUUACUACACAAAACUAAGCAAUGAGCAAUAUGCGUCGAUUGUUUACCGUAGUUUACCCGCAUACGGCCAAGUCCAGCCACUGCAUUCGACGGUAGUAAAUGCCACGAAAAAGAAGGUCAUCGUUCGCCAAAGUCUUGCGAAGCACGUUUUUCAAGUGGACGAGCGGAAGCAGAUGUUAGCACGCCUUCAGGAAAGAUUAGACAGCAAUUUUGAGGAAGAAAAAAAAUCUGAUGAAGAAAUGAAAAACAAUACUGUCAACCAAAUGAAAAACAAAGAAACUCAAUUAUAUCAGUUCGGCCUGAUGUCGCAAUCCGGGCGGGGACUAGAGAACAUUGGAUCAAUGAGAUUUGUUAAACCCGCAAUAAGAAAUUGGAAUCUGGGAAAAAAAAUGGAUGUACACAACGUUUUAGACACCUCGCGUUUUUUGGUCAAUCGACGAUCAACGGGAUGUCGCCCGGUUGAUUCCCGAGAAGAAUCAUAUGGCCCCGUCAAAUUCCUUUGCAUGUUGCCUACAACGGAUGGCGUCGAUAGUGCUAUACACAGCAUUUUCGGUCAAAUAAAUUCAAAUGGGAUGUAUGUUUGCAAUGACGUGAAAAUGUUUCGCCGUCGCCUCGCUACAUUUAUCCGCAAAAAGGAAAAGUCUGCUGAAGUCUCUCAUUUCAUCGAGCAGUUUGCACUGCGUGUAAAAGAAAUUGAUGCAUUAGAUUAUCCCGUCGCCAAUAAUGUGAAAGUUGCUUACUUCGAGUCUAAACGGAGCAACUGUGGGGAAAAAAAUUUAACUGGCAAACAUUAA